Henningerozyma blattae CBS 6284 is the source of this 525-nucleotide messenger RNA. It is a transcript of the gene HMRA1, whose product is annotated as Hmra1p. NCBI's taxonomy places the organism in Eukaryota, Fungi, Ascomycota, Saccharomycetes, Saccharomycetales, Saccharomycetaceae. The transcript has 3 exons. Gene Ontology annotation, molecular function: DNA-binding transcription factor activity, RNA polymerase II-specific; DNA binding. The record is from RefSeq and is a predicted model, not a curated record. Bases 1 to 525 code for a protein of 174 amino acids. Gene Ontology annotation, biological process: regulation of DNA-templated transcription.
AUGUCAGCACAACAAAAGAGACUUCAGAUGUUAAGUCAAACUCUAGAAGAACUUUUAGAGUCUUGUGAGAAAGAAGAUAUCACCAAUAUAGAAGGUCGAGUCCUUAAUAAUGAAAUGAAUAAUGAACCAGACCAAAUAGAUCGAAAUAUCAGAAUAAUGUAUGACAACUAUAAGAAUAGUUUUGAAAGGAUAAAACAAUGCAUCGACAGAACAACGUUAAACAAAACUACCAAGAAACAACUAACGACCAAAAUACAGAAAAGUUAUCGAUGUAGAGUAGAUGAAAUGGUGAUCAGGCUAGACCCUGAAGCUACUUGUAAGGAACCAAUAAAUCCACAGACUCACGUAUUUACAUCGAGUACUAGGAAACAACUCCCUAAGGAAGCCAAAGAAUUUCUAGAGCGAGUAUUUAAGAAACAACAUACAUUAAACUCAAAGGAAAGAGAAGCAGUAGCAAAACAAUGUGGUAUCUCUCCAAUACAAGUGAGAGUCUGGUUUAUAAACAAACGAAUGCGCUCGAAAUGA